Messenger RNA from Oldenlandia corymbosa var. corymbosa, 459 nucleotides. Lineage: Eukaryota; Viridiplantae; Streptophyta; Magnoliopsida; Gentianales; Rubiaceae. The record is from the annotation of a GenBank genome assembly.
AUGGCGGCCACCGGGAAGAUAGAUGUGGAGGUUGAGCUCAAGUCUCCGGCAGACAAGUUCUGGGCUGCGAUUAGGGAUUCCCCUGACCUUUUUCCUAAGGCUUUUCCCAAUCAGUACAAGAGCAUUGAUGUUCUUGAAGGUGAUGGCAAGUCAGUUGGGACCAUUCGUUUGGUCAAAUAUGCUGAAGGAUCUCCAGAGAUCACAUUCUCAAAGGAGAAGAUUGAAGUUGUUGAUGAAGGUAACAAAACAGUGAGUUACAGCGUGAUCGACGGGGACCUCCUCAAGUUCUACAAGGUGUUUAAGCCAACCCUGGUGGUGAGCUCCGAGGGUGAUGGGAGUGUGGUGAAGUGGAGCUGUGAAUUCGAGAAGGCAAGUGAAGAAAUCCCCAAUCCAGACAUCAUCAAGGAGUUUGCAGUCAAGAAUUUCCAGGAACUGGAUGCUUAUCUCCUCAAGGCAUAA